Molecule: messenger RNA, 1292 nt
Organism: Quercus lobata
Lineage: Eukaryota; Viridiplantae; Streptophyta; Magnoliopsida; Fagales; Fagaceae
Product: quinone oxidoreductase PIG3-like
Exons: 6
Coding region: 101-1078 (325 amino acids)
Molecular function (GO): oxidoreductase activity, acting on NAD(P)H; NADPH binding
Source: RefSeq, a predicted model, not a curated record
ACAUGAAUCUUAAUAAUUUAAUAGCUGUUUGAUAAAGAACCCAAACCAAAGUGUCUCCAAACUCCAAAAAGCUGUGACUGUGUCAACGCCCCUACCAAAAAUGAAGGCCAUAGUGAUAACCAGUCCUGGAGGCCCAGAAGUGCUGAAAAUACAAGAAGUUGAUGAACCCCAAUUCAAAGACGAUGAGGUUCUCAUCAAGGUCGAGGCCACAGCGCUGAACCGCGCUGAUACGUUUCAGAGGAAAGGUGUGUAUCCACCACCCAAAGGUGCCAGUGAGUACCUUGGUCUUGAAUGUUCUGGGACCAUCGAAGCUGUUGGUAAAGCCGUUUCCAAAUGGAAAAUAGGCGAUCAGGUAUGUGCUCUUCUUAGUGGAGGAGGGUAUGCCGAGAAGGUUGCUGUUCCAGCUGGACAACUUCUUCCUGUGCCACCUGGUGUUUCUCUCAAGGAUGCUGCUAGCUUACCUGAGGUGGCAUGCACUGUUUGGUCAACUACUUUUAUGAUGAGUCGGCUAUCUGCUGGGGAAACAUUUUUGGUUCAUGGGGGCUCAAGUGGUAUUGGUACAUUUGCAAUUCAGAUGGCGAAAUACCAAGGGGCAAGAGUGUUUGUUACUGCAGGGAGUGAUGAAAAGUUAGCUGUUUGCAAGGAUCUUGGGGCUGAUGUGUGCGUCAAUUACAAGACAGAUGACUUUGUUAAAAGGGUAAAGGAAGAAACAGGUGGAAAAGGAGUUGAUGUUAUUCUGGAUCAUAUUGGAGCAUCCUACUUAAAGCGAAACCUUGAGAGCUUAAAUUUUGAUGGGAGGCUUUUUAUUAUUGGAACUAUGGGUGGCUCUGUUACAGAGAUCGAUCUCCGUGCUCUUCUUUCGAGGCGCCUCACAUUGCAAUCGGCUGGCUUGCGAUACAGGAGUACAGAAAACAAAGCAGUGAUUGUUAGUGAGGUUGAGAAGAAUGUUUGGCCUGCAAUUGUGGCAGGCAAGGUGAAGCCAGUGAUAUACAAGUAUUUCCCAUUAUCGGAAGCAGCAGAGGCGCACCAGCUCCUGGAAACCAGCGUUCAUAUUGGAAAGAUACUGCUUGUUCCUUGAUUUAGUAGAUAUUCUUGUGGCUCACAUGGUUGAUAUGGUUAUAAGACCUUUUGCAUAUAUGUUGUGGCAAUGCUUUUAUAUGUGUCUUUUGUCUUGUAAUUUGGGAACAAAGCAACUUAACGGCAAUGGAUUUUGGACGUUCCAUGUUACCUACCUACGUUGAAUAGAUUGAAUUUGUGCUUUCUAAUAGUAGCAAAUGGCAUGGUUGAAUCUA